Molecule: messenger RNA, 1414 nt
Organism: Sinocyclocheilus rhinocerous
Lineage: Eukaryota; Metazoa; Chordata; Actinopteri; Cypriniformes; Cyprinidae
Product: disintegrin and metalloproteinase domain-containing protein 12-like
Exons: 6
Coding region: 40-819 (259 amino acids)
Source: RefSeq, a predicted model, not a curated record
GCUCCUCCGUUCUGUGAUAAAGCUGGGUUUGGAGGCAGUAUGGACAGCGGCCCGAUGAGACCAACAGACAGCAGCAGUGUGACGGUGGGCAUCCUGGUGGCGUUUCUGUGUCUGCUGUGUGUUGGAAUAAUCGUGUGCAUUAAGAGGAAAACUCUCAGUCUGUUCUCCAGCGAUAAGAAGAACACCAUCGAAAAACUGAGGUCUGUGGGACCCAACAGACUGAACAGUCCAGCACACACACUCUCAUCUGCUCACACACACACUGGGACUCAAACAUACUCCACGUACAGAACGUCUCCUCAACGUCAGACUUCAGCUUUACUACAAAGUGGCAGCAUAUAUAAGCCCCAGUCUCCUCUCCAGACGGUGGACUCUGUGGUCCCGUCUCAUGGUCUCCGCCGGCUGCCCCCGUGCCCUCCGGUCCACCUCUCUCACCCGCUGCCGCUGGCACUCAGCCUGCCGCUGACGCCACCACACACAUACUCGACUCCACCCAGAGCCCCUCCACCAGCACUCGCACACACAUCCGCUCCAGCAGCGGGAGCCGCCGGCCGUAGCCUGGCCUGCCAAAACGUCUGCAAGAUCGCCAUGGUGUUCGAGAAGCCCAGUCCACCCCAGAAGCCUCUUCCCGCAGACCCGCUGAGUGGAAACGUCCGAGUGAUUCGGAACCCAUCGGCCGUGCGACUUCCAGCUCCCAUCCCGACCCCAGCCGCCCCGCGACCCGCUCCGCCUCACCCACAGCCCUCCAGGCCUCCUCCUAAACAGCCGCCCACCCUGCCAAAGCCUCACUUCACAGCCGGAGUGAAGUUCAGCAGCUGAGAGACGGACCGAAGGGAUCUCGUCCCUGGAGACGCUCGCUUUUUGCACUAUGAACCUCUGCGGGACACAUGGUGAUGCGAGGGGUGACCUUUGACCCCCGCGGUGCUCUCCCUUUAAACGGUGCUAUGAGUCCAAGCUCAGGUACAUGUCACGCGUUAUUUAUGUCGGUUACGAGCGUAUUUAUUUGAGCACAGUGCACUGUGGUUGACACUUUCUCAAUCGUAGCAAUUGGUGGUUCGCCCACGUUUACCUGAUUGUCCUUUUGUCAUUGUUGCUAUUGUUGUUGUUUUGACAUUUUUCGACUGUGUACCAGCAGAUAAAGACGAGACGUGUUAUCUGUGAACGUGAACCACAUCAUGUGGACGCUAAACUGGAUUGAAAACCAGAUUUAAAUGGAAACAUGAAUUGGGAGUUGAUGGUUCUGUAUUUGUGACGUCAUUUGGUAUAUGAAAAGGGCUUUUUAAUAAUUUCAUGUGAUUUAAUGGCCAUUUUUAUUAUAUAUUUCAGACAUGCAUGAUUAAACCUGAAGUACAAUUGCAGUGAUGCUUAAGGGAUGUUGAAGACACCUAUAUGAAUAUUAUCUCACAAUAACAUG